This is a messenger RNA of Carassius auratus (goldfish), 976 nucleotides long. RefSeq lists its product as uncharacterized. Bases 210 to 818 code for a protein of 202 amino acids. The record is from RefSeq and is a predicted model, not a curated record. NCBI's taxonomy places the organism in Eukaryota, Metazoa, Chordata, Actinopteri, Cypriniformes, Cyprinidae. The transcript has 3 exons.
ACGCAGAACAGCACACACUUCCUGUGCUCGCUCGAGUCGUUGAUAAACAGCGAGCACAUGCUGAGCACAAUUUUUGUCGUUUUGUCUCAUAACAAAAUGACAAUAACUUUGAUUUAAAUACUAAUUUAGUAGCUUGAUAUUUUGCAGUUGUCAUGCCUCUGCUAUUAUUACACGCUGCACAAUGAAAGACUUCACUACUCCGGGCAUUGAUGGAUUUUGUAACAGAGUUUGCCACAGCCAUGUCAUGUGUGAUUUUGUCUGUGUCAUCAUUGCAUGCUGCUUAUCGGCUAUUCAAGGACCACAGAGCCUCAUCAGUGGGCUUCCUCCUGAUUGGCCUUUCCUCUGUCCUUUCAGUCUUUUCUCCCAGUAACCAAACUAUCAAAUCACUCACGAACGAUCUAGAAUGGGCAGGUGAAUCACUUGGUCCUGUUCUUGUUACUUUUGACUUCUUGUGGCUAAGUGAGGACCACAUCACUGCUAGUAUCCUCCUGAUUGGCUCUACUUUUUUCAUAAUGCUCUCUGAUUGGUUAUCAUCAGAUGGGUUGGUCGUUAUGUCACGCUGCCUGGCAUUUUCCACCCUCUCCUGUUCGCUGACAGUGUGUGCGUUUGCUGAAAAUGCAGCAGGGGCAGUAGGGAGUGUUGCUCUCAGUCUGCCUUUAUUAGUUUCCCCAAGGACCAGAUCUGGGUCUUUGGGUUCCCUAGUGAUGCCUACAGAAGGACUUCUCAGCUGGAUCCUUAAAGUCAUCAUGGCAGUAGGAUGCUGGACCACUGGGAAGGCCCUUAAUAAAUACCUGUUUGAUUUAAAAGGCUGGGACUGACUAAAGCAAUGGUUUCUAAAGACAACGGAGAACCACAAAAUGCUACUUUCGUACUCUAAUUAUUAUCAGUAUAGUGUUACUGUUGCAUAUAAAGGCCUUUUCUGUCUUGAUAAGCUAACAGCAUAUUAUAAUGUACUACAGAAACAGUUUAUAUAUAU